CUGGCGCUGAGGGGACCAGCGGGUCCCAUGGGUCUGACGGGGCGGCCGGGCCCCAUGGGACCCCCGGGCAGUGGCGGACUAAAGGGAGAAGCUGGAGAAAUGGGACCCCAAGGUCCACGAGGCAUCCAGGGUCCUCCCGGUCCGGCAGGAAAACCAGGCCGUCGGGGACGAGCUGGCAGCGACGGUGCCCGGGGGAUGCCAGGCCAGACGGGACCAAAGGGUGACCGAGGGUUUGAUGGCUUGGCUGGUUUGCCUGGUGAGAAGGGAAAUAGAGGUGAGCCAGGCCCCCACGGACCCCCGGGGGCACCUGGAGAGGAUGGGGAGAGGGGAGAUGAUGGAGAAGUCGGACCCAGAGGUCUGCCUGGAGAACCUGGACCCCGAGGACUGCUGGGACCGAAGGGGCCACCCGGACCCCCAGGGCCACCGGGUGUGGCUGGUAUGGAUGGACAAACAGGUCCCAAGGGGAAUGUGGGUCCUCAAGGCGAGCCGGGUCCCCCAGGACAGCAGGGUAACCCGGGUGCUCAGGGUCUUCCAGGUCCACAAGGCGCGAUCGGUCCCCCAGGAGAGAAGGGGCCGUUGGGCAAACCCGGUCUCCCUGGCAUGCCUGGCGCGGAUGGUCCUCCGGGUCAUCCUGGCAAGGAAGGUCCUCCUGGAGAGAAGGGCAGUCAGGGUCCACCAGGUCCUCAGGGCCCCAUCGGUUAUCCAGGACCACGCGGAGUCAAGGGAGCAGAUGGUGUUCGUGGAUUGAAAGGUACCAAAGGUGAAAAGGGUGAAGAUGGCUUCCCUGGCUUCAAAGGUGAUAUGGGCAUCAAAGGAGACCGGGGGGAAAUUGGCCCUCCUGGCCCCCGGGGUGAGGAUGGUCCUGAAGGUCCCAAAGGUCGCUCUGGCCCCAAUGGAGAUCCCGGUCCUCUUGGUCCUGCUGGAGAGAAGGGAAAACUCGGCGUGCCAGGACUGCCCGGCUACCCGGGCAGGCAGGGCCCAAAGGGCUCCAUCGGCUUCCCAGGAUUUCCAGGAGCCAACGGAGAGAAGGGCACACGGGGGACACCUGGCAAACCAGGUCCAAGGGGGCAGCGCGGUCCAACGGGUCCACGUGGGGAAAGAGGCCCUAGGGGAAGCACUGGGAAACCUGGCCCUAAGGGCAACUCUGGUGGUGAUGGCCCCCCUGGUCCUCCUGGCGAAAGGGGACCACCAGGGCCUCAAGGACCAACUGGAUUUCCUGGACCAAAAGGCCCCCCUGGUCCUCCUGGGAAGGAUGGAUUGCCUGGUCACCCCGGACAGAGAGGAGAAACCGGUUUCCAAGGCAAGACUGGCCCUCCAGGACCCCCCGGGGUUGUUGGCCCUCAGGGUCCGACUGGUGAGACUGGGCCGAUGGGUGAACGAGGACAUCCAGGCCCUCCAGGUCCCCCAGGUGAACAAGGUCUUCCUGGCCUCACUGGAAAAGAAGGGACCAAGGGGGACCCUGGUCCCGCCGGCCUCCCAGGGAAGGAUGGUCCCCCCGGCUUGCGAGGCUUCCCUGGAGAGAGAGGUCUCCCUGGCCCCAUUGGUGCUCCAGGGCUGAAAGGCAACGAAGGUCCCCCAGGCCCCCCUGGUCCAGCAGGUUCUCCUGGUGAGCGCGGUCCCGCGGGCUCAGCUGGCCCCAUAGGCUUGCCAGGGCGACCUGGCCCCCAGGGACCUCCAGGACCCGCAGGUGAAAAGGGAGCCCCAGGGGAGAAGGGUCCUCAAGGACCGGCCGGCCGGGAUGGCAUCCAGGGUCCUGUGGGACUGCCGGGUCCUGCAGGUCCCGUCGGCCCCCCCGGAGAGGAUGGAGACAAGGGCGAGAUCGGGGAGCCUGGCCAGAAGGGCAGCAAGGGCGACAAGGGCGAGCAGGGUCCACCAGGUCCUACUGGCCCACAGGGUCCGAUCGGUCAGCCUGGCCCAGCGGGUGCUGAUGGAGAGCCAGGUCCUAGGGGACAGCAAGGCCUCUUUGGUCAGAAAGGUGAUGAAGGACCCCGAGGUUUCCCUGGUCCCCCCGGCCCAGUGGGCUUGCAGGGCUUGCCUGGACCUCCUGGGGAGAAGGGAGAAACAGGUGAUGUUGGGCAAAUGGGCCCCCCAGGCCCACCUGGACCCAGAGGUCCAUCCGGCCCACCUGGAGCAGAUGGUCCACAAGGUCCUCCCGGGGGAAUAGGAAAUCCUGGUGCAGUGGGAGAGAAGGGUGAACCUGGGGAAUCUGGUGAGCCUGGUCUCCCCGGCGAGGUUGGCCUCCCAGGUCCUAAAGGUGAAAGAGGUGAAAAGGGUGAAGCAGGUCCCUCUGGUGCUGCUGGUCCACCUGGCCCCAAAGGUCCCCCAGGCGAUGACGGUCCCAAAGGCAGCCCUGGUCCCGUUGGUUUCCCUGGUGACCCUGGUCCUCCUGGAGAGCCUGGUCCAGCUGGUCAAGAUGGUCCCCCUGGUGACAAAGGUGACGAUGGCGAACCUGGGCAGACUGGUUCCCCUGGUCCCACAGGAGAGCCAGGCCCCUCCGGACCCCCAGGAAAAAGGGGCCCUCCUGGUCCAGCCGGUCCUGAAGGAAGGCAAGGAGAGAAAGGAGCCAAGGGUGAAGCUGGUUUGGAAGGACCUCCUGGGAAGACUGGUCCAAUUGGUCCCCAAGGUGCUCCAGGGAAGCCUGGCCCUGAUGGUCUUCGAGGAAUUCCUGGUCCAGUCGGUGAACAAGGUCUCCCGGGAUCCCCUGGCCCAGAUGGUCCUCCAGGCCCAAUGGGCCCGCCGGGUUUGCCUGGUCUUAAAGGAGACUCUGGUCCUAAAGGGGAGAAGGGUCAUCCAGGUUUAAUUGGUCUUAUUGGACCGCCAGGAGAGCAGGGAGAAAAGGGCGACAGAGGUCUCCACGGCCCCCAGGGCUCGGCAGGACCCAAAGGAGAGCAGGGUAUCACAGGUCCUUCUGGACCAAUCGGACCUCCAGGGCCACCAGGAUUACCGGGUCCACCUGGUCCCAAAGGUGCUAAAGGAUCAUCAGGUCCAACAGGUCCAAAGGGUGAAUCGGGUCUUCCUGGGCCCCCAGGGCCUCCUGGUCCUCCUGGAGAAGUCAUCCAGCCGCUGCCCAUCCAGUCUUCCAAGAGGACCAGGCGCAACAUUGACGCCAGCCAGCUGGUGGACGAUGGAAAUGGUGACAACUACAUGGACUAUGCAGAUGGCAUGGAGGAAAUUUUCGGGUCGCUGAAUUCCUUGAAACUGGAAAUUGAGCAAAUGAAGCAUCCAUUGGGCACUCAACACAACCCAGCGCGUACCUGCAAGGAUCUGCAGCUCUGUCAUCCUGAUUUCCCAGACGGUGAAUACUGGGUUGAUCCUAACCAAGGAUGUUCCAGGGACUCUUUCAAAGUUUACUGUAAUUUCACAGCUGGUGGAGAGACUUGCAUCUUCCCUGAUAAGAAAUCUGAAGGAGCUAGAAUAACUUCUUGGCCAAAGGAAAACCCAGGCUCCUGGUUCAGUGAAUUCAAGCGCGGUAAACUGCUCUCCUAUGUGGAUUCGGAUGGGAACCCCAUCGGAGUGGUGCAGAUGACUUUCCUCCGGCUCCUGAGCGCUUCAGCCCAUCAGAACAUCACUUACAACUGCUACCAGUCCGUCGCCUGGCACGACGCCACCACCGACAGCUAUGACAAAGCCAUCCGCUUCCUGGGCUCCAACGACGAGGAGAUGUCCUACGACAACAACCCCUACAUCCGAGCCACCCUCGACGGCUGCGCGGCGAGGAAGGGCUAUCAGAAGACUAUCCUGGAAAUCAACACGCCCAAAGUAGAGCAAGUACCUAUAGUCGACAUCAUGUUCAAUGACUUUGGAGAAGCAUCACAGAAAUUUGGAUUCGAGGUGGGACCAGCUUGCUUCAUGGGCUAAGAGCCACCUGAAAACUAGUCUCCAAAUGAGCAACCUCGUAACCUCAUUGCGCCAUUUAAUUAAUUAAAAAGAAAAAAAAAAAAAAGAAAGAAAAAAAGA
Messenger RNA from Pterocles gutturalis (yellow-throated sandgrouse), 3957 nucleotides. Its product is annotated as collagen alpha-1(V) chain. The transcript is spliced from 53 exons. Lineage: Eukaryota; Metazoa; Chordata; Aves; Pterocliformes; Pteroclidae. The record is from RefSeq and is a predicted model, not a curated record. Gene Ontology annotation, molecular function: extracellular matrix structural constituent. The annotation marks the transcript as partial.